AUGAUAGGCCUGGCUGAGCGACUGGAGGCUAUUUCCGAACUGGGCUUCACAAUUUACGCAGAUGACAUCACGUUAUGGACUGCAUCACGACCAAUUGAUGAGCAGCAGGAGACCCUACAGGCGGCACUUGACGUUAUUGACCACUACCUGCCACAAACUGGCAUGCGGCCAUCUCCAGAGAAGACAACCUAUGUGGUGAUCCGAGGUUCAACGCAGGACGAAGCAGCCCUCACGCUCACUCUCGCAGGCAAAACGCUGCAGCGAGCAGAAAAAUCAGUGCGCGUUCUCGGUAUACCUAUUGACCGCAAAGGCACAGCGGAUGCGUGGCUCGCAGACCUUCGUCGGACGUGGCAUAACACUCUGCACCUCAUAAAACGAAUCUGUUUCCGCAUGGGCGGUGCUGGUACCGACGUAUGCCGAAAGCUUGUUAGUGCUUUGCUGACAUCCCGAGCGAUAUAUGGAGCGCGCUGUUAUGACCUGCUUGCUCGGCAUUGGACACAGCUAGAGGUACUCCACAGAUCAGCUCUCCGUGUUAUCACUGGGCUCCCAAAACACACACGUGUCGAGGAGCUACAUCGCUAUGCGAAGUUGCCUACCCUCCGUGCAACCAUCGAAGCAUCGAAGGCAGGACACGAGGAACGCCUGAAGCACACCAGACAAGGCAGGACUCUACUGGCCUACAUGGGAAAGGAUAUAUCAACUUUGCCACAACUGCCAUCCGACAUCUCACCGUGGGAUGACAUUGCUGUCGUCGACACUACACCAACGCCCCGAAACAUGGGUGCCCAACAUGUGCACCGCCGAGCAGCAUUUGCUGCGCGUCAUGUGCAGACAGUCGCAGACGCACCGCCAAGUCAUGAACAAGUGUACACUGACGCAGCUUUCGACCCACGCACCAGCGAAGGAGCAGUCGCCUACCACGUAGUGGGUUCUUGUGAGACACAUUCUACCUUUACAACUGCUGAUGCUGACGACCCAACGGACCUUGAACUCCGCGCAAUAGUCUGGGCAUUAGAUAGAGUCUCAAGCACCACGCAAGCAAAACACAUCGAUAUAUACACCGACUCUCAGUAUGCGCUGCACGCCUUCUGA
Dermacentor albipictus is the source of this 1092-nucleotide messenger RNA. NCBI's taxonomy places the organism in Eukaryota, Metazoa, Arthropoda, Arachnida, Ixodida, Ixodidae. The record is from RefSeq and is a predicted model, not a curated record.